Adineta ricciae is the source of this 612-nucleotide messenger RNA. The record is from the annotation of a GenBank genome assembly. Lineage: Eukaryota; Metazoa; Rotifera; Eurotatoria; Adinetida; Adinetidae.
AUGCUUGCAUCAAAAGCUCACGAAUUAAUCAAAGAACUUGAUCGUUCGCGCGAUACUGUCCUACCUCCAUACAAUAUUGAGACCAUUCGUCUGUGUCAACUCGAAGCUAACGAAUUGUUUCGUCAAAAUUACGAAGAUGUCCAAACAGUUGUUCAAACCAAUACAGAUAACAGCAGCGCCACUUCUGCUCCAACAUUAAUGCCUACGAUUAGUAUUCGUCAUGCAGCUAUUCAACGUAUCAAACGUUGUUUACUUGCAUAUGUUUACCAUCGAAUGAAUAAGAUCAAAUCACUUCGUUGGUCGAUUGGACCUGUUCUUCCUGAACAUAUGAGAAACAAUCUGUCUAUCGAUGAAUUAGAAUUUUUCUCGAAUUAUAAUCAAACUUUAUCAUCCUACAUGCGCUCUAUCGGUAACAAUCAUUCACUUGAUUUAACAUCAUUUAUGAUUCCUCCGAAGAAAUUAUUCGCACAUAUCAAAUGCAUUCAAGACUAUGGUCCAUAUGAAACAAGUGAUGGGACAAUCAUUCAACUGACCUUCAAUAGUGAACAUUAUGUUUUAACAUCAGAUGCUGAACAUUUGAUUCAACGGAAAAUAGCUGAACAUAUUGUUUAA